AUGGCCGCACUUGUACUGGUCCUUCGACAUGUGCGAUCUUACGAGCGCCUGAAUGCGCGCCGCUUGCAACAUCUGGCGCAGGAAGCAGACGCAGAAGAUCCUGCCGCUGACGAGGACGCUGACGAACGCCGCCACUGCAUCAAGCGGUCCUUUCAUUGCAAGCUGCUCAGCCCCUUACUGGGGUACGGUUCUGACUUCGAGCUACUGCAGUAUGUCUACGACCUCCAUUUGUGGACAGACCUCGGCAGCAAGCGCAACGCUGCCAAUGGCACGGCCAUGCGCCUCAUGAUGCGUGGCCAUCCGAUGUCACCGCUCUACUGGAUGGACAUUAAGCAUGGCCUGCAUGACCUCGUCCGCCAGCUGGGAUACCCGCAUCUUUACUGGACGCUUGCGCCGUACGAACGGAGCUUUCCAUACCACACGUACUUGCUUGAUGAAAUGCAGAAGCUCCUGCGCGAGCGUAUGCGACUCCCGGCGUUGGAAACCAUGCAUCUUACUCACGUGAUGCUGCAAGUCGCCCGCGGCUUGCUAGCCGGACGGGGGCGACAUCGAGGUGUCGCGUGGACACAACAUCUCCUAGGAAAGGACCAGGGGCCCAACGGGGUGCACUUUUUCACCCGGGUCGAAUUUCAGGAUGGGUCUAAGAAGCCUGGAACGCAGCAGUACCAUGGAUCUGGGCGACCCCACAUACACUGUUUGUUCUGGCUUCGCGACCCUGGCGCUGCUGACCUGGCGUCCGUGGCUGCUGCAACCGAAGACUUGCCGGCAGCGGAGGAAAACUUGGCAGCAUUUGUGCGCGGCUCGCAGCGCGAUGCUUCCGGCGAGAGUCGUUGGCCGGUCCGGAACGAAGACUCAGCCUUCGAUGCUCUGGACGGUCAACUACGGUUGCACCACACAGACGACGACGCUGCCCACGGGGUGCGGGGAUACUUUCCUGACAUUUUAGACGCACUACGCUGCCAUCAAGACUUGCAGGCAAAGCAGGGACGGGGCCUGCUGCUGGCAUAUGUGGCCAAGUAUGUGGCAAAAUGGUCAGACUCCUCCUACGACGAGUGGAUGUCGGACGCAGCCAGCGUCACCAGUCUUUGUCGAAAAGUACUCUUCGAGUACCAUCCGCUAGAGCCGGAGAUGACACUCCAGCUGUCCCAAGCGCUCUUUCGACCUUGGGAGUUCGGGACAGUGAACUCGGGACGUCGGUCCUUAAGAGCUCCACACCCGUCGGAGCGGUCUGAGGACCAGCCGCUCUUCGUCCGCCAGUACAUGGCCAGCACACGGCGCAGCGACCGGAUGUCUCUGCUCGAGUUUCUGCGAAAGUCCAGCGCCACUGGCGACAUUGCCGGGUGGCUGCGUGAAAAGCACCGGCAGGAGCAGCAGCGCGGAGACUCGACGUCGCUUCACAACUUUGCUGAGAACUACGCGAUGCAGGGAGAGCAGAUCGUGGCCACGGACUACCUAUGGCGGCUUAACGAUCGUUACUUUGGCCAAUGGUGCAUGAUGAACCUGCCUUUUCGUACGAUGGCUUACUUUGCGGAUGUGGCCGGGAUCGAGAAGGUGCCGGCGCGCUAUCGGUGGUUCGCCACGGCCCUUGUGCUUACGGACAACAUGACCUGCGCGCCCCUACGCGGUUACUGGCGCGAGCCCAGCAACCUGGCCAACGACAUGCAGCUGGAGGGUAAGCCAACUGCAGUGAUUGAGGAGGACGCCGUGCUGCUGCAAGGGAACGGGGAUGAGAGCGGGAGCGGCGAGGCGCUUCGGGGGGAGUCGUUUGCAUUCGAAGGCAAGCAACUGCUGCUGUUCAACUUGAUCCGCGCUCGCACUGCCACUUCUAUGGAAGCACAGAACGCAACGGAAGACGUGCAAAUAGAGCAGGCCCGGGCACGACUCCAGGGA
This is a messenger RNA of Symbiodinium pilosum, 1890 nucleotides long. The record is from the annotation of a GenBank genome assembly. Lineage: Eukaryota; Dinophyceae; Suessiales; Symbiodiniaceae.